Messenger RNA from Paramecium sonneborni, 193 nucleotides. The record is from the annotation of a GenBank genome assembly. NCBI's taxonomy places the organism in Eukaryota, Ciliophora, Oligohymenophorea, Peniculida, Parameciidae.
AAUGUUAAAGCGAUAAAAACAUGAGCUUAAAGAAUAAUAUUAAGAUAGAAAGAAAAUAUAUGAAUUAGUCUUAAAGAAGAAUAAAGACAGAGCAACUGUGUUGAGCAAUAUUUAUGUGAAUAUAAAAUAUAUGGGAAAUAAAUAUCCAAAAGAAUUAGAAGAUGAGUUGAAUUAAUAUAUAGCAUAGUUAUGA